This is a messenger RNA of Momordica charantia (bitter melon), 3423 nucleotides long. Its product is annotated as nuclear poly(A) polymerase 4. Gene Ontology annotation, biological process: RNA 3'-end processing. Gene Ontology annotation, cellular component: nucleus. The record is from RefSeq and is a predicted model, not a curated record. Lineage: Eukaryota; Viridiplantae; Streptophyta; Magnoliopsida; Cucurbitales; Cucurbitaceae. Gene Ontology annotation, molecular function: RNA binding; poly(A) RNA polymerase activity.
CCUCUCUCUCUCCUUCAUCUCUCUUUCCUCUCUCUUCGUGCAGCCCUGAGUUUGACCGGUUUACGAACCGUAAACCAAUUGCCGGCGUGAAUCAAGUUUCCGAUCUGUUCUCGUUUUGAUACUCUUCAAACCUUGUCUUUCUUCGCAGACUGAUUUUUCAUAGCCUGCUUCCUUCUAUGCGUUUUCUAAUUCAGCCCUUCAUUUCAAAUUUUGAUCCGAAUUUCGACUACCUGCAUCAGAAGUGCUUUGCUGAGUUAGCUUGAGAGUUUUGUCAGAUUUGCUCGGGUUUUUUUUGCCAAUUAUUGGUCGGAUUCAGGGUUGCGUGCUUUGUCGGAUUCUUGUUAGCUUUGAAGGAAAUGGCAGGUUCUGACAGUUCAACUGGUAUUCUCCUGGCGCCACAACCGGCGAGGAAGAAUGGUGUCACGAAACCGAUCUCUCUUGCUGGGCCGACGGAUGCUGAUAUUCAACGCAACACGGAAUUGGAGAAGUUCUUGAUUGACUCGGGGCUUUACGAGAGUAAAGAAGAAGCUACGAAUAGAGAAGAGGUUCUGGGCCGCAUUGACCAGAUUGUUAAAAAUUGGGUCAAGCAAUUAACCCUCCUAAGAGGAUACACAGAGCAGAUGGUGGAGGAUGCAAAUGCUGUAAUUUUUACUUUUGGGUCUUAUCGUCUGGGGGUACAUGGACCAGGAAGUGACAUAGACACUUUGUGUGUUGGACCAUCUUACGUGAACAGAGAAGAUUUCUUCAUCAUCUUGCAUAAUAUUUUGGCCGAAAUGGAAGAGGUUACUGAUCUUCAACCAGUUCCUGAUGCACAUGUUCCAGUGAUGAGAUUCAAAUUUCAGGGAAUAUCAAUUGAUCUUCUGUAUGCGAGCAUUUCGCUGCUGGUUGUUCCAGAAGACCUGGACAUCUCUCAUGGAUCUGUGCUGUAUAAUGUUGAUGAACAAACUGUUCGAAGUCUUAAUGGAUGCAGAGUUGCAGAUCAAAUUCUUAGACUUGUUCCAAAUGUAGAGCACUUUCGCACAACACUUAGAUGUUUAAAGUUUUGGGCCAAAAGACGGGGUGUAUAUUCAAAUGUUACUGGGUUCCUUGGAGGUGUAAAUUGGGCACUUUUGGUUGCUCAGGUAUGCCAGCUUUACCCCAAUGCAAUUCCCAGCAUGCUAGUUUCUCGUUUCUUCAGAGUGUACACCCAGUGGCGUUGGCCAAAUCCUGUAAUGCUAUGUUCAAUAGAAGAGAAUGAACUUGGAUUUCCUGUUUGGGAUCCUCGUAAAAAUCCUCGUGAUCGAUUUCAUCUUAUGCCAAUAAUAACUCCUGCUUACCCUUGCAUGAACUCUAGCUAUAAUGUUUCAACUAGUACUCUUCGUGUUAUGAUGGAACAGUUCUGCUAUGGUAAUAACAUCUGCGAGGAGAUUGAGUUGAGCAAAGCCCAGUGGAGUGCUCUAUUUGAGCCAUAUUUAUUUUUUGAGACAUACAAAAACUAUCUACAGGUGGAUAUGAUUGCAGCAGAUGCUGACGAUCUGCUAGCCUGGAAGGGAUGGGUAGAAUCUCGCUUUAGACAGCUUACCUUGAAGAUAGAGAGGGACACCAGGGGGAUGCUGCAGUGCCAUCCCUAUCCCAUUGAGUAUUCUGACACAUCCAAGCCGUGUUAUCACUGUGCUUUUUUCAUGGGCUUGCAGAGAAAAGAGGGAUUAAGAGGCCAAGGAGGCCAGCAGUUUGACAUACGGGGAACAGUUGAUGAGUUCAGGCAAGAGAUAAACAUGUAUACCUUUUGGAAGCCAGGGAUGGAUAUCUAUGUUUCUCAUGUACGGAGGAAGCAACUGCCGUCCUUUGUUUUCCCGGAUGGGCACAAACGGGCAAAGCUAUCCAGGCAUGAAGGACAGCAAGCUGACGCAGUUUGUGCUGAUAUGCUACAAGAUCAGUCUGGGAUCACUGAAAAAGGGAAAAAGAGGAAAAUUGAUAGUGAAGAAACAGAGACAGAAAAGAAACAAGCCCUUGUCAGUAGUCAACCAGCACAAGAAUCUCCUAUGCGUGAAACUAAUGGUGGUGGGUCAGAUGGAAAAUUGCUGUGUUUGAAAUCUGCAAAUGCAUAUGAUAAUUCUGAGGUUUGGUCAUCUUUUGAACAGCUUGAUGGCAGGAUGGAUGCUGUUGGAUAUGGCAUGCAGAUUCCAACUUUGACUAAGGAGACUGCUGUUACCAGGGAUGAGGUAGAGCUAGCUAAAGAAAUGGAGGGAUCUUCCUCAAGGAAGGAGGGGCCUGAUCUAUAUGAAGUCAGUCUUUCUGAAACCAAGGAAGCUUCUUUACAAAUUGGAAUGAACGUGGAGAAAGUUGAGGGUGUAGCAUCAAAUAUGACUGGAAGUGCACAUACAGUAGCUAUCAGGACUUUACUCCAUUGGACAAAGGAAGUUGUAGGGGUUGACUCUGAGUCAGCAAAUCCAUUUGGUCAGACAACCGGGGCAGAGAGUACCCAAGUUGAGUUUCAAUCAAAUUGCAAUACACAUAACCUUAGUUGCAAGGGCGAUGAUAGCAGGAUGGAUCCAGAUUUGGCGUUGGAAAAUGGUUCUGUUGUGACUGCAAGAGUGUUUCAAAAUGGUCAAUCUAAAGAGUUAGAGCCGGAGAUCAAACUCAGUGAUCAUGCAGUCCCAGAAUGGAGUUAAAUCAGAAUCUUUGCAGAAUUCUGGUAAAAAAAAGUCUGCGGAGGAUCCAGCUAGAAGCACUCUUGGAACAGACUGAAUCCAUACUACAAGGCAUGACUUCUGGAGGUGAAGUACUAGAUGCCGGAUGGGUUGGAGGAUGGGAGCUAGCCAGCAUUUGGUAAGUAUCACCUCAAUCACUGGCUUUGAUUAUUGAUAUAAAUGGUGUUGAUCAUGCAUGCACUGCGGAACUGGGAAGGAGUCACAUGUCUUGGUAGCAAGGCAUACGGUUCAGUUCCAACAUGCUGUUUGUUGCCCUUCAAUAUGGGAAUCCGAGGGAGAGCUGUUGUAAAAAAAACAUGAACAAAUAAGUGCAUGCGAUGCUUUGAAGAUUCUGGUGCAUUAUAUGUUAGAUGCCUGGUGUUGCUGUCACAGCUUCCCAUUUCUUAAAGGCGGGAGAUUGUUUGUGAAGAAACUGCUCAUGAGGUCGUUUCUGGGACGAAUAUUUUCUACACUUUUGAGAUCAAUCUUACAGUUUAACCAUUCGGAGUUUUUAAUUGCAAAUUGUGCGGAGAAAGUUAUUUUCUUCCUUUUCCAUUUUUUUUUUCCUCUGAGGGUGGGGUGGGGGGAGGCGAAGAGAGAGAGAAAGGAGGGGGGUUGCUUGUACUCUAGUUAGGCGUCUCAAAAAUGUUUUGGGUAUGUAAAUUUACUGGUGUCUGUACAUCUCACAUCUGCGGUGUAGUGUUCUUUAUGAAACUCUUUGUAGUUUAUGAGAUUUCUUCCUGUCUUUCCUUUA